AAGAGCGCGCCCACCGAGAGCGAGCUGAAGUUCCACUACACGGUGCACACCUCGCUGGACGUGGUGGACGAGAAGGUCUCCGCGCUGGGGAAGGCGCUGGUGGACCAGCGGGAGCUCUACCUCGGCCUGCUCUACCCCACCGAGGACUACAAGGUCUAUGGGUAUGUGACGAAUUCCAAAGUGAAGUUUGUGAUGGUGGUGGAUUCUUCCAACACGGCGCUCCGAGACAAUGAAAUCCGCAGCAUGUUCAGGAAAUUGCAUAAUUCUUAUACAGAUGUCAUGUGCAACCCCUUUUAUAAUCCUGGAGACCAAAUCCAGUCCAGGGCCUUUGAUAAUAUGGUGAUGUCCAUGAUGGUUCAAGUUUGCUGAAGGUUCUGCCUCUUCUACCAGCUCCUUGGCCUGAGAAAACCUGCCCUGUACAGACUUGUUUGAUGUUCUUCCUGUAUAUUCUGCCCUUUGGUGUUGUAUCCUAUAAAAUAAACUCCUCCGCUCAAUCA
Molecule: messenger RNA, 497 nt
Organism: Python bivittatus (Burmese python)
Lineage: Eukaryota; Metazoa; Chordata; Lepidosauria; Squamata; Pythonidae
Source: RefSeq, a predicted model, not a curated record